AUGGUGUCUGGUGGUAUUCGAAGAUGGCAGCAGUUCGUGCAGGAGUUGGUGAUGAUUGCCGGCACAUCCGCAUCUGCUUAUUUCCUCAUCCGAUACUUGUUAUCGCGCAUUGAUCUCGACCCUGAAAGCCAGAAGAAAGAAGAACAAAGGAAGAAGUCGGCAGCUAUUUUGCGAAGGCUUGACGGGCCCGACUCCGACGAUGAGGCCCCCGGUAGAAGUGGCUCGCGCCGGCGGAGCAAGCAGAAGAAAGAAGAAUUAACCUUGAAUCAAUACGAGCAAGCUAUUGCAAUGGACGUUGUGGCCCCAGAGGAUAUUCCGGUGUCGUUCGAGGAUAUUGGUGGGCUAGACGAUAUUAUUGAGGAGUUGAAAGAAUCCGUGAUUUACCCUUUGACUAUGCCUCAUCUCUACACUUCAACGUCAUCGUUACUCACUGCGCCUUCUGGUGUUUUACUAUACGGACCUCCAGGCUGUGGCAAGACGAUGCUUGCCAAAGCGCUGGCUCACGAAAGCGGGGCUUGUUUUAUCAAUUUACACAUCUCCACCCUCACGGAAAAGUGGUAUGGAGACUCCAACAAAUUGGUCAAUGCGGUUUUCAGUUUGGCCAGAAAAUUACAGCCAUCUAUAGUCUUUAUUGAUGAGAUCGAUGCGGUUUUGGGCACACGGAGGAGCGGUGAGCAUGAAGCCAGUGGCAUGGUCAAAGCCGAGUUCAUGACACAUUGGGACGGAUUGACAUCCGCCAAUUCCAUGGGAGAGCCACAGCGGGUUGUGGUUCUGGGCGCUACAAAUCGGAUUCAAGAUAUCGACGAGGCUAUUCUCAGGCGUAUGCCCAAAAAGUUCCCCGUCAGUCUGCCUCCAGCUGCGCAGAGGCUUCGUAUUCUUGCCCUCGUUCUCAAGGAUACGAAGAUUGACCGCGCAAACUUUGAUCUUGAGUAUCUUGUAAGCGCUAUGUCAGGGAUGUCCGGCAGUGAUAUCAAAGAGGCCUGUCGGGAUGCUGCCAUGGUUCCCAUGCGAGAACUUAUUCGAGAGAAGAAAGCCGCUGGCAUUCACAUGACGACUGUUGAGCCCAGAGAAGUACGGGGCUUACGCACGGAGGAUUUCUAUAAUCGUGCCGGUAGCGGCUUGAAGAUCAUCCCCAAACCCCAGUCGACGCCACAGCGGGAGAGCACGAUCGUAAAGGAGAAGGACGAUAAAGAAUGGGCGACCGAGUCUGAGGGAGCAGGGGAGGAAGAUGAGGAAGAGGCCCGGCCCCCGGCUGCAGUACUUCGUGCUGUUUCCGAGCCACCUGAAUCGGUCUUGGCGGCGGCGGGAGGCAGUGCGGACUCCCGCGCAGGAACGGGCCCGCUGUCACGAGUUAACAUACGCCAUUUCGUGGCUAGAUUCUGUGCAGAAACCGACUCGUGCUGGGUGAUUCCUGUCACUUUAGUGGCUGGUGACUUCCCCGUAAUGAGCUCCAAUAGCGACUCCCUCGAUGGUCUCGGCCCGGCGAUCUCGAGUGCCAGCCUGAGUCGGAGAUCGAACACCUCCGUGCGACCCCGUAAUAGAAAGCUUAUAUCUGUGAGCGAGGACGACGAGGAAGAUGGAACGCAGGCCACAACUUCUAGACUUACUUCUUCGUUCGCUGGAUUAACCCCUUCUCAGUCCCGGGGUACAACACCUUCACCGCAUCCUUCGCGAAGGAGUUCUCCCCUUCCUCAGAAGGGCUUUUCACGGGUAUCCGAAAGGGAUGUUGAUAACAACAGAUAUAGUGAAAGGCUGGGGGGCAGAGAUACUUUUAAGCCAUACGGCUCGUCACAAGCUUCAUCUGGAUUUUUUGAGUCGUCGUGGUCGUCUAUCCAGAGUCUCGCAUCAUCAGUCCUAGGAAACGAAGUCAAAUGGGGCAAGCCAGGGUCUUCUUCCACAUUUCCAACCAAACGCCGAAAACCUUCUCGAUCUGAUAUACCUGUUAGUCUGUCCAAACAGACAGGGCCUUCGUCAUGGGGUCCUCCGGUUCCUUCAACGCCACAAAUUGGCAUCGGAACGAAGGAAGAGCGGCAAGCUAUGGUCCAGGCAAAGAAAAGAGAGGUGCUACUACUUGCUAAUGGUGAUCCGUUAUCGGAUCUCAGAGCUCAAUACAAGCGAAAGGAUUCAAUUGAGAGCCCGGAUACUAGGGCGAUGGAUCCUGAGCAGGAUGAAGAAGCAUUAGUAUACGUUCAUCAUGUACAGCCAAGCGAUACAAUGACGGGACUUUCGAUUAAGUACGGUUGUCAGCUUGCGAUUUUUAGGAAGGCGAACGGAUUCUGGCCAAGCGAUAGCAUACAAAUGAGGAAGACGGUGCUGUUACCGGCCGAAGCAUGUUCAGUCAAAGGACGAAGAGUGAACCAAGACAACAAUAUUGAUCUUCUAGGAGAUGGACUAUCAGGCCAAGGAUCUCAGGAAGACCUUGGUGGAAGCUCGAUAGUACCGCGUGAGUCUCGACCCGAACAAAAUGAGACUCAACAACAAACAAGCGACGAAAGCGAGCGGAUUUGGAAACACGAAGCAUGGGUACAGAUGGAAGGCUUUCCUAGCCCCGUGGAAAUUGGUCGUGUACCACGCAAAACAUUAGGAUUUUUCCCACGUUCAAGGCGAAAAUCCUUGUCGCUUCCAUACUCUGAUGCGGAACCUUCAACUCCCGUAUCGACAGCAUCAACACUUCAACGAAUAGAUUCCUCUUCCCAAUCGAACCAGCGCGACACUUCUCCUCGUCUAACUUCAGGGCCCCAUUCAUCGCUCAGAGGGAGCCGUACGGCUCAUAGACGCACGGGGAGUAUUACGCUACAGGGACCAGGUGGCGUUGGGACGCUUGGUCGCGAAGUCCAUGCUCCAGGUCCUGCACAAGACGGAUUGAACAAGUUCGUCUCGCAACAUCUCCCCAAUCUCACCGUGCCUCCACCGCCGGCGCCUUCAUCGUCUUUGCGCAAAGCCUCAUUCGACUCCAACUCGAGCGUGCUUUCAUCAAGUAGCACGGGACUGGAAAACGUCGGUGGAGCUAUUGAAGGAUGGAUGAGGAAAAUGGCACUUCGAGCACAAACAAGUCUGAAUGAACUACACCAGCAGCCGUCAUCACAAGGACAGGCACUUGGAAUUGCGGGAUUGGGUGAUCUUAUCGAACUCAACGAUGGACUUGAAGGAACCACGCCUCCUUCUUCGUUUGCUGCUGCCAGCAAUAACCUCGACAGCCGAAAUGGUUACUUCGCAGGACGCAACAGUAACAAUCAAGCUACUGGCAACUCACAAUACCAGCGCUUUUCCAAAUCACCUUCAUCGAUGAGUCGCACUCGUCCUCGUCCUGGUCAGGAUGAACCACAUAAUAAACAUGACUAA
Molecule: messenger RNA, 3342 nt
Organism: Talaromyces atroroseus
Lineage: Eukaryota; Fungi; Ascomycota; Eurotiomycetes; Eurotiales; Trichocomaceae
Exons: 5
Coding region: 1-3342 (1113 amino acids)
Cellular component (GO): mitochondrial outer membrane
Molecular function (GO): ATP hydrolysis activity; ATP binding
Source: RefSeq, a predicted model, not a curated record